This is a messenger RNA of Phalacrocorax carbo (great cormorant), 2317 nucleotides long. NCBI's taxonomy places the organism in Eukaryota, Metazoa, Chordata, Aves, Suliformes, Phalacrocoracidae. The record is from RefSeq and is a predicted model, not a curated record.
UCAGUCGGUGCGCGGCUGUCGGUCGGUCGGUGCGGGGCGGUCCGUCGGUGCCCACCGGCGGGCGGGCGGGCGCGGGGCGGGGCGGGGCGGCCCCGGCCCCUUUGUUCGGCGGGAGGCGGCGGCGCGCCGCCCCGCCGCUUUGUCCGCCGCUGACGGCGGGAGCCGCUGGUCCCGGCGCGCCGUGAGGUUUGAGCCAACUGCCUGGCCAGGAUGAGCUGGAGUUUCCUGACACGGCUCCUGGAGGAGAUUAACAACCACUCAACCUUCGUGGGCAAGAUCUGGCUGACGGUCCUCAUCGUCUUCCGCAUCGUGCUGACGGCUGUAGGGGGCGAGUCCAUCUACUACGAUGAGCAGAGCAAGUUUGUCUGCAACACGCAGCAGCCGGGCUGUGAGAAUGUCUGCUAUGAUGCCUUUGCCCCACUCUCCCACGUCCGCUUCUGGAUAUUCCAGAUCAUCAUGGUGGCCACACCAUCGGUGCUCUACCUGGGCUUUGCCAUGCACCGCAUUGCCCGCAUGCCUGAGUCCUCGCGGCGCCGGGCACCGGCAGCCCGGCAGGUACGCAUGCCAGUGGUGCGCCGGGGAGCUGGGCGGGACUACGAGGAGGCAGAGGAUGAUAAUGAAGAAGACCCCAUGAUCUUUGAGGAGAUUGAGGUGGAGAAAGAGAAGAGCCCAGAGGGCGGAGAGAAGCAUGAUGGCCGGCGCCGCAUCAAGCAGGACGGGCUGAUGCGUGCCUAUGUCCUGCACUUGCUGUGCCGCUCGCUGCUGGAGACAGCUUUCCUCUUCGGUCAGUACCUGCUGUACCACUUCGAGGUGAGCCCCUCCUACGUCUGCAGCCGCAGCCCCUGCCCGCACACCGUCGACUGCUUUGUCUCCCGCCCCACCGAGAAGACCAUCUUCCUUCUCAUCAUGUAUGCCGUCAGUGGGCUCUGCCUCUUCCUCAACCUCUGUGAGCUCGUGCACCUUGGUGUAGGGCGCAUCCGGGAUGCCCUGAGCCAGCCCGACGGCCCCCAGCUCCCAGCUGGCAGCAGCCCCGCACCACAGUACCCCAAGAAAGCCUCCAGCGCGCCUCCCACCUACCACUCACUGAAGAAGGAACCACCGCGAGCCCCACUGCCCAACGGCAAGCUGGACUAUCGGGAGAGCCUGGCCCAGGUGGCGGCAGCGGGGCACUUCUCCCUGGCUGGGGUUCCCCCAGCACACGAGCUGGACCGGCUCCGUGAGCACCUGCGCCUGGCCCAGGAGCACCUGGAGGUGGCCUUCCACCUCCAGCCCCCCCCGCAGCCCCCCAGCCCUACCCGCAGCAGCAGCCCCGAGGCCAACGGCAUCGCUGCCGAGCAGAACCGCCUCAACCUCGCCCACGAGAAGGGGACCGUUGCCUGUGAGAGGACCACAGGGCUUUGAGUGCCACCAGGGAUGACAGUGGUGUCUGCCGGAGCAGCUGCCGCCGCCACCACAAGAUGGGCAGCCUGCCAGGAGCAUGGGGCGCAGGGUGACGUGUGCCUGCCCGGCAGGGCUCACAAGGCAGCCCUGUCCCAGUGGGCAAUGGUGGGGACGGGGGCCUUGGGGGGCAUUCCUACUUAAUUUUCAAAAAGGGAAUAUCUUAUUUUUGUAUGUUUUUAUAAACUCAUUGUGUGUACCCUGGCAUUUUUAUACUUGCUCCCGAUCUCUGCUCCAGACCUGUGCCCCCUUGUCUCCCGUUUCACCCCCUUUCCCACCUGUUUCCUGCAGCAUCUUCUCCUCCCACCUCCCCAUGCCCGCUGCCACCUGAUGCUGCACUGGCUGGUGCUGUACAUGUGCAGGCCAUGCUGGCGACGCCAGUACUGCCACCAUGGCGUGGGAGUUUAGGGGAGCUAAGCCUGGGGGUCCGGCUGGCUGGGCCAAACUAUGGGGCAGUGGGUUGAGCUGGUGUUGUGCUUGAAGCGGAGGGGAUGGGAAGGGUCCUGGCAGCGCCACUGCCAGAAAGUGCCGGGGGGGCCGUGCUGCGUGGCGUCCUGGCACGGGGCUGUGAGCCGUGGGGCUGGCCUGCUGGGAAAUGUCUGUGCAGAGGGCAGGGGCUGUCCUUCCUGCUGCCUCUGUCCCGUUCCCGGCCGGCCGCCCUUGGACCAAAGCCCAUCCCCUCCCACUCUGGCCAUGGGGCCAGGACCCCCUGCAUGGCCGGGAGCCAGCAGGGCAUUUCUCGUCAUCUCAGCCUGGGUCACACAGGGAUUUUUGUAGCAUUGUUUUUUACUCAGAAAUGAUUGUCACUCUGUUUUUUCUUUUUUUUUUUUUUUUUUUUUUAAUAUCUAUAUUAGUAAAGCUGGAGUCAUUUUGUACUGAA